AUGUCUACCGCGAGUACAAUUUUGAGUAUCACGAAGUACAAAACGCAGCUCAUGGAGAUGAACUCCUAUGAGUUGAUCGCCGGAGCUGCUAUUUACCACGCUGGCAAAGCAUUGGAAACGCACUGCAUAGACCACGGUACGCCUUCAUACAAGCAGGAAGAUCAACUUUGUACGUCUUUUGCGGAGGGCUUCAUUCGUCAUGUGGUUAAGACUAAGGGGCUUGACUAUGUAGACAUAGCAGAGGCAAAGCACACGGUCAACGGGUUGGUGCAGCUGCAAUUCAAUUGA
This is a messenger RNA of Penicillium soppii, 288 nucleotides long. Its product is annotated as DUF3759 domain-containing protein. The transcript is spliced from 2 exons. The record is from RefSeq and is a predicted model, not a curated record. Lineage: Eukaryota; Fungi; Ascomycota; Eurotiomycetes; Eurotiales; Aspergillaceae. Bases 1 to 288 code for a protein of 95 amino acids.